GGGAAUCCCCUGCUCGUCGGCCCCGCAGUCUCGCUCCGUCCUCCCGCGACCUCCUACCCCCAUCCGCCCAAGGAAGCGAGAUUGCUACUCCGGCCCCAAGUGAAGAUCCAUCCGGCCGUAGUUCCUUCUUUUGUUGUUGACAGCAAUGGAUAUAGAUGAUGUGAUCUGCAACUUGCGUGUUGUUGGCAUGCCAACCAAGAGUGCUAUAUACACAUGGGGAUAUAACCAGAGUGGCCAGACUGCACGCAAGGGCAAGGAGCGCCACCUGAGGAUCCCCAAGAGCCUACCUCCCAAACUAUUCACCUGUAGGGAUGGCGAGAACCUCAGAUGGAUUGAUAUUGCAUGUGGCCGUGCGCACACUGCUGCAGUAGUUUCUGACGGAUCACUCUUCACCUGGGGUGCAAAUGACUUUGGCCAGUUGGGAGAUGGGACAGAGGAGAGUGCAAAGGAACCUAAAAAGGUCAAUGCACUGGCGACUGAGUUUGUGAAAUCGGUGUCCUGUGGUGCACACUGUACAGCUGCUAUUGCUGAACCUCGAGAAAAUGAUGGCUCAAUAUCGAGAAGCAGGUUAUGGGUUUGGGGACAAAAUCAGGGCUCAGAUUACCCUCGCCUAUACUGGGGUGCUUUUGCACCAAACACGGUAAUUCGGCAGGUUUCUUGUGGAGCUGUUCAUGUGGUGGCCCUAUCGGAUGAUGGCCUGCUGCAAGCAUGGGGCUACAAUGAGUAUGGUCAGCUUGGCAGAGGUUGUACUUCUGAAGGAUUGCAGGGAGCUCGUGUAUUAAAUGCUUAUGCAAGGUUCCUUGAUGACACACCCGAGCUAGUGAAGAUUGUUAGAGUAUCAUGUGGAGAGUACCAUGCAGCAGCUAUAUCAGAAAACGGGGAGGUGUAUACAUGGGGACUUGGAAGCCUGGGGCAGCUUGGGCAUCGUUCACUUCAGUCUGGAGAUAAGGAGCUGAUCCCAAGGCGAGUUGUUGCCCUUGAAGGGAUAGUAACUAGGGAUGUGUCUUGUGGUGGGGUUCACUCUUGUGCUGUAACGGAAGGUGGAGCCCUCUACGGUUGGGGUGGAGGACAUGUGGGCCAACUGGGGCUUGGACCUCAGAACGGUUUCUUUUCAUGCGCUCUUAAUGGAUCCGACAUGCUACUUCGUAACAUUCCAGUCCUGGUCAUACCAUCAGGUGUCCGGCUUGUUACUUGUGGUCACUCGCACACACUUGUAUCUAUGAAAGAUGGACGUAUAUAUGGAUGGGGCUAUAAUAGUUAUGGUCAGGCAGCUAAUGAGAAAUCUACUUAUGCUUGGUACCCUUCUCCGGUUGAUUGGUGUGUUGGAGAGGUGAGAAGACUUGCUGCAGGUGGCGGGCAUUCAGCUGUGUUAACUGAUGCAUCGUCCUUAAAAGAACUAUGCGAGUUUAAGCUAGCAGAGACUGUAAAUAGGUCGAACGCUCGGCUAAUAGAAGAUGUUGCAUCACGAACCGGGGCUGAUGCAUUGGCACGCCUGUGUGAGAAAUUAAGGGAACAUUUGGUUGAGCAAGGAGACUCUGAACUUAUGGAAAUGCACAUGGUUGAAGAGAUCGAGGCCAAAGCCGGGUAGACUCGUAGUGAAUAGAUGUGGUCCUGGUUCCAUUUGCCAUACACAUUGAUUCAAGCAUUGGCGCUGUUGUAUUAUUUCACGGGAAGUAGCAAUUGUUUUCUGCUUGCCUGAAACCUCAUUGGUGGUCUCCCAAGUGUGUAACAAAGGAGUGGAGGCUCCGUGUAUCAUGAACUUCCAAGCCUAAACAUGUAUACGUUGGGAACUGCAUGAAACUAUACCUGCAAACUAGAAGGUCGGUAAAUUCGAUAAGCCGCACAACUUCGUGCUUUAUUGUUCAA
This is a messenger RNA of Triticum dicoccoides, 1866 nucleotides long. Its product is annotated as RCC1 and BTB domain-containing protein 1-like. The transcript has 9 exons. The coding region runs from base 146 to 1588 and encodes 480 amino acids. NCBI's taxonomy places the organism in Eukaryota, Viridiplantae, Streptophyta, Magnoliopsida, Poales, Poaceae. The record is from RefSeq and is a predicted model, not a curated record.